ACUAUAUCUCGCAUAAUUGGUGCGAUGUAAUAUCUCUAUCUUUUUGUUUCAGGUAUAUCAAGUGGCAUAUGUUGUGAUCCAAUCAGCGAUAUCUCCAAGACCAGGCGCUUGGGUUCUGGAACAUUCCGUGGAUGGCGAAGACUUCUUCCCCUGGCAGUACUUUGCCAGGAACGAUAAGGAGUGCUACGAAAGGUACGGAGUACCAGCGACCAAGGGAAAACCGAGAUAUACAUCUGACACUGAAGUAAUCUGUACCUCUUUCUACUCGAGGUUAACACCAUUGGAAGAUGGAGAGAUCCAUCUAUCGCUGAUUCAAAGCCGUCCAGGUGCGAACGAAACCACGGACGCCCUUUUGGACUUCGUAACAGCCAGGUUCGUGAGGUUCCGCUUCGAGGGACUUCGAGGUACCAAGGAACCACUACCAAAAUGGUGGACAUCCCAAAACGCGGCCAGAAGAGAGAAGAGUUUGUUCUAUUCCAUCAGAGAUGUCGUGGUUUGGGGACAGUGCGUAUGUAAUGGGCAUGCGGAUAGUUGCAGACACAACGUGGCAUCUGGGCACCCAGAAUGUGAGUGCGCCCACCACACGUGCGGUCCCAGCUGCGACAGGUGCUGCCCCCUCUUCAACCAACGCAAAUGGGCGCCAGGCAGUUGGGCGGACGCUAACCUGUGCGCCCCGUGCAAUUGUCAUGGACACGCUGUCAGCUGUCACUAUGACGAGUCAGUCGACAGGGCCGGAAUCAGCAUGGAUGUGGAUGGCAAUUAUCAGGGUGGGGGCGUAUGCGACAAUUGUACGGAUUUCACGACAGGCAUCAACUGCGAGCGUUGCCUUUUAGGCUACUAUCGUCCAUUAGGAGUCUUGCCCAAUGCCACUUCACCAUGUUUAGCCUGCAAUUGUGACCAAGUGGGCUCUGUUGAGCUGGAAUGUGACAUCGAAGGAAAAUGCAGGUGCAGAGUAGGCUAUAAAGGUGACAAGUGUGACAGAUGCGCGCUUGGUUACGAUGGAUAUCCCAGAUGUGAAGCUUGUGCUUGUGAUGACAAAGGAACAGCGCCCAAUGCCAAUAAAUGUGUCGCAGAUACUUGUCAGUGUAAGGUACACGUCGAGGGUAGAUUUUGUGAUCGCUGCAAACCAGGAUAUUUUGGGCUGAGGUCAAACCUUGAAGAAGGAUGUCUAUCAUGUUACUGCUCGGGGAUAACGAGUCUGUGUGAGUCGGCUGUAGUUCUCCCUCAGAAGGUUGAUUCUCUAAAAGAAUGGCUGGUGACUGACCUGAACGUAAGCAAAGUAGCUCAACCAAAUCACAAUGCCCAAGGUGUAUUUUCAUUGGGCACAUACGAUUUCCAUGGAACGAGACACCUUUAUUGGCUGGCUCCUGAAUUGUAUACUGGAAAUAAACUUCACGCCUACGCAUCUAACUUUACGUUCAAAGUACAAUGGGUGGUGAUGAGGGGAGAUACUAGUGGAGAACCAACAAUAGGACCGAAUGUCGUCAUUGCUGGCAAUAACGGACUCAAAGUGGCGCACGGAUAUAAUAUUUAUUCGAAUUCUAAGAUGACUUUCCACAUAAAAAUGAGUGAACAAGGCUGGUACUUUUUCGAUGAAGAAAAGCUACCCACUCCGCAAAAUUCCUUCCAAAUUCAACCGGUUAGUCGGCAAGAUUUCCUAAGUAUUCUGUCAGAUAUCAAAUAUAUUUUGCUGCGGUCUACAUUUCACACGGAUCAAAUAGAAGCGUUGCUAGAAGAAGCUAAAUGGGAUGUUGGAGUAGAAGAAGAAGGGUACUCUAGCGUUGAGAAGUGCUCGUGUCCUUCAGGUUACAGUGGCCUGUCUUGCGAGCAGUGCUCCUUCGGCUAUGUACGUGUAACGCCUCCUUCCAAUGGCUCCACUCCAGUGCAACAUUAUUGCGCAAAAUGCGACUGCAAUGGGCAUUCUGCAGCGUGCGAUUUGGAUACUGGAGCGUGCGAGUGCGAACAUAACACUGCUGGAGAAAAGUGUGAACGGUGUAUGUCCGGGUACUAUGGGAACCCGCUUAGGGGUACUACGGAGGAUUGCAAGAGAUGUGCUUGUCCGUUGGAAAACGAAGAAAAUAAUUUCAGUCCAAGUUGCCAAUUGGAUUUUUUCAACAAAGGCGAUGGCAGCGAUUGGAGUUACGUUUGCACUCAGUGUCCAAAAGGAUACACAGGGGAUCAUUGUGAAAUAUGUGAUGACGGAUACUUUGGAAACCCUCUGGAAGUAGGAAACAGUUGUCAACCAUGUGAUUGUAAUGGUGGCCCUUGCGAUAGAAAAACUGGGCAAUGUCUCAGCUGUAAAGGAAAUACUGAAGGUUAA
Messenger RNA from Acanthoscelides obtectus, 2320 nucleotides. The record is from the annotation of a GenBank genome assembly. NCBI's taxonomy places the organism in Eukaryota, Metazoa, Arthropoda, Insecta, Coleoptera, Chrysomelidae.